This is a messenger RNA of Tigriopus californicus, 867 nucleotides long. RefSeq lists its product as uncharacterized. The transcript has 4 exons. Gene Ontology annotation, molecular function: calcium ion binding. NCBI's taxonomy places the organism in Eukaryota, Metazoa, Arthropoda, Copepoda, Harpacticoida, Harpacticidae. The coding region runs from base 52 to 657 and encodes 201 amino acids. The record is from RefSeq and is a predicted model, not a curated record. Gene Ontology annotation, cellular component: cytoplasm.
CGUUUAUGAAAACUGUGAGCAUUCUCUUUGAGGCGUAUUUGUAUUAGAGAAAUGGGUGGGUUGUUGAGCACCCUGUUCGCUUCCUUCGCCACAUGGAUCCGCCCCACCUCGUCCAGGCGUGGUCCCCGUGCUCCAGCUAACUCUGGAAACCUCUUCAGAGUCCCAGGAUCCCUGCCCACCCAUGGAUACGAUCAGGAAGAUUCUGUCACUUUGGAUAUCCGACGUCAUAAUCGAGCCCAACUUGAAUGGGCCUUCAACACUUUUGACACGGACAAUUCUGGCACGAUUUGUCGCUCCGAACUUCGUGACGUCCUACGAGCUUUGGGCCAUAACCCGAGUGAGGAUCAAGUCAACGACCUUAUGGCUCGGGCCGACGAGAAUGGCUCAGGUGCUUUGGAUAUGGAGGAGUUCCUCAAGUUUUGCGAUUCUCAUUUCCGGACUUUCGACCCUGAAUCUGAUCUUUUCCCAGUGUUUCGGCUUUUAGAUUCUCGGGGAGUCGGACUGAUUCAAGUAAAACAUGUCAAAGAUCUCAUGGCAGAGUAUCCCUGGAAUAAGACCACCCGAUGGGAUUUGGAGGAGCUCUUCAGUGGGAAAGAUGAAAACGAAUCGUUAGAUUUUGACCAAUUCAUCCACCUGAUAACCGGAGUCUCGUUCUGAACGGUUUGGAACACUCAAGUUGGCAUCCAUCUCCCCAAACUGACAGACUUAUUCCCGUCACGUCAAUGAAAUGCACUUACUAACCAAAUGGAUAAGGCUAUUUGUACGUUCCCAUGUGGAUUUGUCUUGUGUAGCUCGUCUGAUUGGGCCUUGCUAUGUUCCACUUUGUUCCAAGUCUAGCUGUAAUAAAGCGGCUUUCAUUUUUCCCAA